Molecule: messenger RNA, 1418 nt
Organism: Entelurus aequoreus (snake pipefish)
Lineage: Eukaryota; Metazoa; Chordata; Actinopteri; Syngnathiformes; Syngnathidae
Gene: iah1
Product: isoamyl acetate hydrolyzing esterase 1 (putative)
Exons: 6
Coding region: 73-792 (239 amino acids)
Molecular function (GO): hydrolase activity, acting on ester bonds
Source: RefSeq, a predicted model, not a curated record
GGGUAAUAUUGCGCAUGCGCAAAGAUCUAGCGUCACUUGCUGUUGAAUGGCGCGACCACAACGAUUUUCAACAUGUCCAAAAUCAAAACGUUGAUUUGGCCUAAAGUUAUUUUAUUCGGCGAUUCCAUCACACAGUUUUCCUUCCAGGUCAAUGGAUGGGGUUCAGGCAUCGCGGACAAAUUAACAAGAAAGUGUGAUGUUGUGAACCGAGGGCUGUCUGGCUACAACUCCAGAUGGGCCAGGGUAGUUCUUCCAAGGAUCUUAAACAAUGAGGGGUCAGCAGACAACAUAGCAGCUGUCACUGUCUUUUUUGGAGCUAACGACUCUGCUCUGGAAGAUAAAAACCCUCAGCAACACGUUCCUCUGCAUGAGUACUCUGACAACCUGAAAGACAUGAGCAGGUUCCUUGCCACAGUGGGGGUCCCUGCAGGGAAAGUCAUCUUCAUCACCCCUCCUCCUGUUAAUGAAACGGCAUGGGAAAAAGAGUGCACCCUUAAAGGUUGUCCCCUCAAUCGUCUCAACUCGAUGGCCGGGCAAUACUCUCAGGCUUGUGUCCAAGCAGCUGCUCAGUGUGGUGCUGAUGUCUUGGACUUGUGGACGCUCAUGCAGAAAGAUGGACAGGACUUCAGAGUUUACCUGUCAGAUGGCCUCCAUCUCUCCGAGAAAGGCAACCAGUUUGUGAUGCGGCACCUUUGGCAGCUGCUGGAGAGCAGAGUGGCUCAUCUACCUUUUAUCCUUCCCUACUGGGGCGAUGUGGAAGCUGGGAACCCGGAGAUCAGCCUGCAGCAGUGAAAAAAAACCGGACAACAUUUAAUCGAUACAUUUGAAGGAUUCUCAAUGUGGAGCCCAAUGCACUGACCUGCCUUCAUGCUGCAAUAAUGUUACAAAUGACGGUGCACAAUAAAAUGUUUUUAAUAUUUGGGUAAGCAAUGCAAGCAAGGAACAUAAUUUGAACAUGAAUAAGAGUACAAAAACAUGUCACUUUUUCCAUCGGGUAACAGUUCACAUCCAUAUGUUAACUACAUCACUCUGACUGGACCUAAACUUUUAGAAUAGCAGGCGUCAGUGGUGAGUCAUGAAUUGAUAUGAAGACAGAAAAUAGAACACAGUAAAUUUGAGUAGCUCACAGUUUUCGCAACAGGAUGCCCACUUCAAUUUUCCCAUUGUGGCAUUAACUAAGUCUCCAGGAAAGGCACAACAGUGUUUUGAAGGCAGGGGAGCAUGACUAGAUUGUGACACAGGAUAGCGUAUAUAAAACAAUCAAUCAUCCAGUCAUGCGUACACUAGAACUCACAGCAGUAAUUGUUAGAAAGUGCAGUAACUUGUGUUUAGCAUUGCAACACAUAGUUCAAAUACUGACUAGAAGGUGUUUUUGAGGUACUGGUCACAGGCAGAGGGCUUUUUUUUUUUUUAUACUA